AUGCCUCUGGACCAGGCCAUGCCAGCGGCUCUGGACACAGACACAACCAUGCCCACGGCCACCAGUACCCCCAGGGAGCCAACAGUGGCCCCAGGAACACCUCCAGACCAGGCCAUGCCCCCAGCCCCCAAACAUCACCACAGCCACAGUCAUGCUGGGCGUGCCAACAGCCACACCCACGGCCCUCCUUCCCCCCCAGAGCAUUCCUUCCAGCCCCAGCAGGAGCCUGAGGAGGAGGAGAGGGUUCCGAAGGAAGACUCUGGAUAUGAACACGCUGAGGGGGAGGAGUCACAUCAGGCUCCGCCCCCUGGGAACAGAGAAGUUUCCCGCCUCAUGACCUAUCUUCAGGAGAAACAGGUCCAAGACUUGAGCAAUAAAAUUGUGGCCCUUCGUGAGGCAUUUCAUUCACUCCUGACCCAGGACAGCACAAAAAACUUCCUGCUAGUUGCAGGAAAGAUGAUUCUUUCAGGGCUGGUCCAGCUCAACCAGGCGGAUAUUAGUUCCCUCUGCACAUCGUUCAACCGCCUGGUGAGCUACAUUGAAGAUCCCGCCCACAGGGCUGGGAUAGAGAGGGAGCUGGCCUCUGUCAACAUCCAUCACACCAACUUCCUGGAUAUUGUGUAUGAUUUCAUCAUUCUGGGAGUGAUAAAAAACAAUGCUGCCUUGCCUCCACAAAACAAGCAGGAACAGGGAUUCCUUGAUCACCUUUUCCAGGUGCUGGAGCCAAUUGUAACCCCUCCAACUGGAUGGCAGCCAUGUGCCAAAAUGUUCCAGGAAGUCCUUCAGGUCCAGCUAAUGAAGUUGCUAGACAGCAUCCUGGAUCUGGACGAGUCCACCUUCAGCCAAGCUGACGUCCUAUCAGCUGUGCUCUUCAGCCGGCUGGAGGGAAUCAUCCAGGAGCUGCUGGGAGAUCUAGAUGGCUGCUGA
This is a messenger RNA of Hypomesus transpacificus, 927 nucleotides long. Its product is annotated as mitoguardin 1-like. The record is from RefSeq and is a predicted model, not a curated record. The coding region runs from base 1 to 927 and encodes 308 amino acids. NCBI's taxonomy places the organism in Eukaryota, Metazoa, Chordata, Actinopteri, Osmeriformes, Osmeridae. The transcript is spliced from 8 exons. Gene Ontology annotation, biological process: mitochondrial fusion.